CUGUACUCGAAAAAUAUGAUCAGUUGUGUUAUCAGACCAGUUGCACGGUUUUCUCUUCCUCGCAGCAAUAUCAAAUUAUGCCUUUUGCGGCAUGUAGAUUAAUAAUUUGGACAGCGCGACGUAUGCAUGAUGCUGUUGUGUGAUGCUUGUAUCCAAUGCUUUCCUUUACAGCUGACCAUUUAAAAGUGUUUUCCAAUAUAAACGCUGAUCGGAAGGCGACCUGAGUGGUCAGUGGCACUGCCUUGUGUAAUUGGUAACAAUUGACGAUGUCCUUCCGGAUACGGCCUUCGAAGUUUCGUCAUGUUUAUGGCGAUCCAGCGAAGAAGCCGCUGUGUUAUGAGAAUAUUCGCAUUUCCAAAAAUGCCCACGACACCUAUUUUGCCUGCGUGAAUCCGAAGUUUCUGGCAGUGAUCACAGAAAGUGCUGGAGGGGGGUCGUUUCAAGUUCUACCACUGGAAAAGGUUGGCCGCAUUGAUCUCGACUUUGGGAAAGUCAGUGGACACACAGGACCCGUUCUUGAUAUAAAAUUUGAUCCCUUCAAUGAUAACGUUAUCGCUUCGGCGAGCGAAGAUUGUUCAGUGAAAAUAUGGCACAUUCCUGAUGGAGGUGUCAGAGAAAUGCGUGAUGCACUGGUCACUCUGCAAGGUCAUCAGCGGCGCGUCGUGCAGUUAGAAUGGCAUCCAAUCGCGGAACACAUACUGUUGUCAGCCGGUGGUGAUUCAUGGGUAAUCGUAUGGGAUGUUGGGCGCGGAGAUGCUGUGAGAGUGAUCGACUGUCAUCGGGAUGUGGUCUGCUCAAUGGGUUUUAAUUUCACGGGUAGCCUGUUUGCUACCACAUGUCGCGAUUUGCAGAUUCGAUUGAUUGAACCACGAAUGGCCAGUGUGGCACAGACGACUCCCGGACACGCUGGAUCAAAACCGUCGAAACUGGCAUUUGUUACCAAUAAGAAAAAACUCUUCACCACAGGCUUCUCCAAAUACAGCGACAGACAGUUUGCCCUCUGGGAUGUCAACAAUUUGUCGCAGCCAAUAAAGAUGGACAUUAUGGAUUCUUCUAGUGGUGUGGUAUUUCCCUAUUACGAUCCGGAUACGAGCGUAGUCUAUCUAGCAGGGCGGGGGGACGGAAACAUACGCUAUUACGAAGUGACAGACACGCUGCCUUAUUUGCAUUAUUUAAGUCAGUAUCAGUCCACUGCACCGCAACGAAGCGUAUGCGCUAUGCCCAAACGUGGUCUGAAUUUCAACGCAUGUGAAAUUUGGAGAUUUUAUAAACUUUACGCAACGAAAAACUACGUGGAGCCAAUUUCCAUGAUUGCUCCUCGUAAGUCCGGAUUAUUUCAUGAAGAUCUUUUCCCUGAUACUGCUGGACCAACACCAGCAUUGACAACGGAGGAAUGGCUAAAUGGCAACGAUGCCAAACCGGUCCUGAUCUCACUUAAAAGCAAUACUAGUCUGAAAACAUCAAAACCGGUUAUGUAUAAAGCCGAUGAGAAUCAGUUGAUCACAUCGGAUCGCAACAACGAACUAAAAUUCCGCUUUAUUGCGGAGACUGCACAAGUGGAUUACCGACCACUGAGUGAGCGAAAAACAAAUAAACACGCCAAUGGAUCUAAUGGUGCUGACGAUACGGAAAAUAAAUCGAACAAAGACUUCAGGCCUCGGAGCUUAUACGUCGCGGCCAAGGAAGACCAGAUGCUUAAGCAGGAUAAUCGGGGGGAUCGAUUUCAGCGACAUCGAUUUAGCUGGCAGGGCGAUCCUCCGGCAGAGUUUUCCGGCAGUGAUGGGUCACAUCCAAAUGUUACGAUCCCAUCACGGUCAUUCCAGUCUUUACAAAGAAUGUGGAAUGAUCGCCAGAAUCAUUCGCUUGACCACGUUUCUUCGUCAGAAUCUCCAACUCCUUUUAAUGGACAUCCUUUUGUACCGCUGCUUGAGUGCGCCGAAGAAGGUGAAAGCGAAUUACGAUCCACACCGGUCCAGUCAGUAUCCGGGGUGCAUCCUGCUUUUUUGGAUGCAAAGACGCUCAACGGCCAUGAUCACGGUGAGGAUGUCGUAGCAAAGAGAAUGUCGGACGAGCGAAACGAUAAAGAAAAUCGAAACCCACAUUCUUCGGAAAGUCCGGGUCCCCAAAUCUACAAAAUGUAUCUGGAACAAAAAGAGACAAUUUGUUGUUUACAACGAGAACUGAAGCUGAAAGAGGAAGAAAAUUUUCGAUUGCGAUACGAAAUUGAAAUGUUGAAGGCUCGAUACAGUGGCGACAACAACCCUCUUCAAGUAGAAAAGGAAGUGGUGAUAAUGACGAUGGUGGACACAACUGAUUUGGAACACGCGUCGGUGGAAAACGCAGAACGUGAGCGUGAAGAAACUGGAGAGUCUCAAAUUUAGCU
This is a messenger RNA of Paramacrobiotus metropolitanus, 2383 nucleotides long. Its product is annotated as coronin-1A-like. Bases 267 to 2381 code for a protein of 704 amino acids. Lineage: Eukaryota; Metazoa; Tardigrada; Eutardigrada; Parachela; Macrobiotidae. Gene Ontology annotation, molecular function: actin filament binding. The record is from RefSeq and is a predicted model, not a curated record. The transcript has 15 exons. Gene Ontology annotation, biological process: actin filament organization.